This is a messenger RNA of Spodoptera littoralis (African cotton leafworm), 1392 nucleotides long. NCBI's taxonomy places the organism in Eukaryota, Metazoa, Arthropoda, Insecta, Lepidoptera, Noctuidae. The record is from the annotation of a GenBank genome assembly.
AUGAAAGCUGCAGCGAUGUCGGUCUGGAUAUUCAUUAAUGUGCUAUGCUUCGGAAUGUGUGGCUACUUGUAUUUAAUCUGGUAUCAGUAUUGGAUGUACGAAGAGAAGCAGCGAAAUCUCACUAAAUCGGAUAAUCCUCCGAAAACUAUGAUAUCUGGCGUUAAUUAUGCGAUGGAAAGAAAUAAUUCCAAGUUUCUAUUGAAUUCUACUUUAAGAAUUGAGUUCCUUCGGAAAAAUCGGAGGUCGGCAGUGGGGGGCUUUUGGAGUAGUGGUGGGUCACGGCAGAUGUCGAACAAGACGUCGAGUUCUUACCACGUCCCGUCUAAUAACAUAGUGAGGAAGAGCAACGGCAGUCCCAGGUUCCCGAACAUCGACCGACCCUUACUGGAGUUCGACAGUGAUAAAUACAUUUGUAACGACGUCACUUCCUCGGACUGUGAAGAACGAACCGCAAAGUUCAAAGAGCUCUUGUUGAAAGAGUUUCAUAGAGUGCUAAUGGGAGAGAGUAAAGUUUUCACGUCAGGCUUAGAUGUUCACAAUACUUAUGAUGUUAAAUAUGACAGUAACAGUCCGAAGAAAAGUUCUAGAGAAGAAGUGAUGUGCGCGUUGAAAAGUGUGGACGUACAGACAGUUACUGCUGAUGACGAACCGUUUGCGAGACUCGGCUUCAAGAUCCCGAGGGCACCCCUACAGGAGCAGAGUCAUUACAACACUUGUGCUGUUGUUACAAGCGCUGGAGCGUUGCUGGGCUCUGACUUGGGAGAAUUUAUAGAUUCUCACGACAUGGUAUUGAGAUUCAACAACGCGCCCACCGAGAAUUAUACCGAGAGUGUCGGCUCCAAGACCACUUUCAGAGUUCUUAAUUCACAGGUGGUUGCAAAGCCAGAAUUCAACUUCCUGGACGAUCCAUUGUACCGCAAUGUGUCCAUUCUCAUCUGGGAUCCGGCGAACUACACGUCGACAUUAGAAGACUGGUACCAUCAUCCGGACUAUCCACUUUUUCCUAUUUAUAAGACGUUACUUGACCGAUAUAAGAACGCAGAUGUACAUUUGUUAAAUCCCCAAGUUCUAUGGGCACUAUGGUCAGUGCUACAAGGCACAUCCCCAUACCGUUUACGGAGAAACCCACCAUCGUCAGGAUUUAUAGGUCUUUGGUUUGCGUUGCACCGUUGUAAGCGCGUGCGCAUGUUUGAAUACGUGCCGUCUGCGCGUGCGACGCGCCGGUGCCACUACCACGCGCCGGCGCACGACGCCGCCUGUACCCUCGGCGCCUGGCACCCACUGGCACAUGAGAAGACCCUUGCUGAGCGUCUACGAGAUAACAAAGACGUUCAAGUCUUUCAACAAGGAAUCAUUGAUAUUCCUGGCUUCAGAACCAUCACUUGUCAUUAA